Messenger RNA from Rodentolepis nana, 567 nucleotides. The record is from the annotation of a GenBank genome assembly. Lineage: Eukaryota; Metazoa; Platyhelminthes; Cestoda; Cyclophyllidea; Hymenolepididae.
AUGUCUGGAGCAAACGUUGUGCGUUUUCUUCUUGCUUGUGGUAAAAUUAAGCGAACCGUUCGUACUGGCUGGACGCGAUAUGGUGUUAAUGAGCCAGAAAGUGUUUCAGACCAUAUGUACCGAAUGGCUCUCCUUUCCAUACUUCUCCCUUCAACAGAAGCCUUCAAACCCGAGAAGGUGAUGAAGAUGGCCAUUAUUCACGAUCUCGCUGAGUGUAUCGUUGGAGAUAUUACGCCUUUCUGCGGUGUUUCAAAACAAGAGAAGCACAGACGCGAAGAGGAGGCUAUAACAUUCAUCUGCAGUAGUCUCCCGGAGGAUAUUGGUCCUGAGCUUGUCAGUUUGUGGAAAGAAUAUGACGAACAGAAAACACCAGAAUCCUUAGUAUGCAAGGAUUUGGACAAAUUCGAGAUGAUUUUGCAAGCCUAUGAGUACGAGUUGGAGGCCAAUCGACCCGGAUGGUUGGAAGAAUUCUUUAAAAGCACUGAGGGUCUCUUUACUUAUCCAUGUGUGCGUGAAUGGGUCGAUGCUCUGCGGAAAGAGCGCUCCGAAUUUACCACCAAGAAAUAG